AUGCCUGACUCUCCUCCCACGAAAAUGAUCCGGGCACGUCUUGCCGUUAUUGCCUGUUCCAUUCUGGGCCUGGCAUUGGCUGGCCUAAACUCGGCUAUUGCAAGAUUCUCCAUCAUCCUGCGAGACCGAGCGCGAUCAGAAAUCACAGACCCCGAAAAUGGCAUCGUUGCCCACUCAUUCGAACGGCUGAUGGGAAACGUCUUCGCAAAUGCGGUGGUUGCUGUCUUUCCUCCGGCCAUCUCUGUUAUCUACGGUCUUGCGCUUGUGCUUUGCACAAAGUGGCUGCGCGAGAAGGGCUUCUACUAUGGGGCCAUGCAACUGAUUUUGGGCCUUUUUAUGGUGGUCACCGGGGCAUAUCUUGCGUUUAAUGUACGCGGGUUCCAAUCAUCCUUUGCGAGGAUGCAGGGGGAUGAUAGAAUUCCGUAUUAUGCUAUCAUGUAUUACGGUGGCGUGGGAGAAGCCGCUUCGGGGGCUCUUGUGAUUUUUAUGUUUCUUGGAACCGUGCUUUUGGCUUUGGUUUUUGGAGGAUAA
Messenger RNA from Aspergillus melleus, 531 nucleotides. RefSeq lists its product as uncharacterized. NCBI's taxonomy places the organism in Eukaryota, Fungi, Ascomycota, Eurotiomycetes, Eurotiales, Aspergillaceae. The record is from RefSeq and is a predicted model, not a curated record. The transcript has a single exon. The coding region runs from base 1 to 531 and encodes 176 amino acids.